Molecule: messenger RNA, 1279 nt
Organism: Musa acuminata subsp. malaccensis (wild Malaysian banana)
Lineage: Eukaryota; Viridiplantae; Streptophyta; Magnoliopsida; Zingiberales; Musaceae
Product: homeobox-leucine zipper protein HOX21
Biological process (GO): positive regulation of DNA-templated transcription
Cellular component (GO): nucleus
Molecular function (GO): sequence-specific DNA binding; DNA-binding transcription factor activity, RNA polymerase II-specific
Source: RefSeq, a predicted model, not a curated record
GCUUCUCCUGCCGAUAACCUUCGAAGUACUGUGCAUCCCUACAGCUCUCGGUACUCUGAUCUCUCCACAUCCAUCUGAAUCUCCACCUUGUUCUUCUCACAAUCUCUUGCUUUCCCUAUCACCAUGUCCUCGUGCUGGUGAUCCCCUCAACCUGCGACGAAAAAGGCCUGCAAAGGCAUGGCGUCCUCCUUCUUCCAUCAUGGCUUCAUGUUGCAGAUGCAAACACCCCAUGAAGAAGAACACCAACUCCUCACACCUUCCCCAUGCACCAAUCUCCAAGACCUCAGAGGUACGGCUUCGAUGGUGGGGAAGAGAUCUGUGUCCUUCUCCGGGAUGGACACCUGCAGAGAGAUGAGCGCCGAGGAGGACCUGUCGGAUGAUGGAUCGCAAGCAGGGGAGAAGAAGAGGAGGCUCACCGUGGAGCAGGUGAGGACACUGGAGAAGAACUUCGAGCUGGGGAACAAGCUGGAGCCCGAGAGGAAGAUGCAGCUGGCCAGAACGCUGGGGAUGCAGCCGAGGCAGGUGGCCAUUUGGUUCCAGAACAGAAGGGCGAGGUGGAAGACGAAGCAACUGGAGAAGGAUUAUGAUGUGCUCAAGAGGCAUUUUGAGGCCAUCAAAUCUGAGAACGAAGCUCUCAAAGCCCACAACAAUCAACUCCAAGCUGAGAUCAUGACUCUUAGAGGCAGAGAACCAUCAGAUCUCAUCAACCUUAACAAAGAUACUGAAGGAUCUUGCAGCAACAGAAGUGAGAACAGUUCUGAGAUCAACUUAGAUAUCUCGAGGCAAUCAGUCGAUAAGAGCCCACUGCAUCCUCACCAAAGCUCUACUUUCUUCCAGCCAGUUAGGCCGGGAGACAUGGACCAGAUCUUCCAAAGCUCCUCGAGGCCAGAAACACAGUGCCCCAAGCUUGAGAAUGGUGGACAUGAGGGCACCUUAAGCAACCUGUUGUGCAGCAUGGAAGAUCAAUCUGCUUUCUGGUCAUGGUCAGACCACCACAGCUUUCAUUGAGGAAGAAUGCCAUCAGCACAAUCUGUUUGAUCAAUGUCAUUGGUGAAGCAUGAAGAACUCUUUUUGAAUUGUGAAAGAUCGUUCUGCAUCAGCAGCAGCAGCUGGAUGAAGCUGGUUAGUAUACCCUUCUUGGGAAUUAUUGUGCUAAGAACAAUCCUGCUGAGAGUUAAAAUUGAGUGAGGUUGAUGAAGGAAUUGGUAAAAGGAAUAAAAGUGUCAAUUACUGGAUAUUCCAAAUUGCAUCAUAUAUAUUAUUUUCUAGCUUGCAGUGA